UUCCUUCCUUUCUUUUUCUUUAUAGUUUGGUGCUCCCUCCUCCCCUUCCCUUAGGGCUUGGUACUUUUGGUUCAGCUUUAUCAUUCUCCCACAAGGCUUUGAUUACUGGAAAGCCAAGUUCAAAUCAAUGUUUGCUGGCUUUACAGUGAAUCGAUCUAAACAUUGUGGUGACUUCCUUGGGCACAAUGUUGGAAACUGAUUUUUCUCUCGUUUCUAUAUAUGAAACAUCUGUUGUGUAUUCAUUUCAUAAAGGCAUCUUAAGAGUUUAGUGAACAGCCUCCUGUGCGGAGGACAUUCCUGACCACUGGGCAUUGUUGACAUACUUGUUACUUGUUGCUAAUCUCUCCUAGCCAAGGCAGGGAAGACUUAGAACCACUCAGAGUCACUGGGGGAGCUGGAGGUGACCAGGGUUCGUGGAUAGUGACUAGAAAGGGGGAUGCCAAAAGAUGUUUCCUGGAGAGAAUGGAAAGUUUACAGAUAGACUAAUGGACUUUGUUCACAUGAGAGUCUUAUUUGUGAGGCGCCCUGGUACCUUUUCAUCUACCAUUUAUGUUAGCUGUGGACUGGGGAAGCAGAGAUGCAGCCUGCCCUAAGUGAAUGAAAGCCCCAAUUCUCUUUGAGUUGUGUUAUCUUAAUGUCAACUAAAUUCACAUUAGCAACAUGUAGGGAGAUAUGAAGAGUUGUCUUCUCCCAAAUGAUUACAGCCCAAUAAUAGUAAAAAUAAUAAUAAAAAGAGAAAUUACUUUUUAAUGUUGAGAAAAUCUGACUCAAUAAUCAUUAUAUACAAAUUGAAACAAGCAAAAGCUAUGUUGGCUAUAUUUCCACACCAUUAACUGAAUGUUAAUUUAUUGACAUCUAUCAGAAACCAUCUACUAUUUAUUUUAUAGAGGUCCCAGGAUCAUAAGAAUUAAGGUUUGGAAAAGCCUUGAAGGGCUUGUCUUCAGCUUCCUCGUUCCACAACUGAGGAUAUGGUGGCCCAGCUCAGAGAGGCUGAGCUCAGUCAAACCUCUCUAAUGAGACUUUGGAGAGCAUUGUUCAUGAUGGUGAUUUAAAGAGACCCUUAGUACCUUUCGAUUGUCCUGGGCAUUAACUGAAUCCUAACACCCACCCCUCUCCCCACACAUUCACACAUUAAGUUGGAAGCUACAAACCAAAGCAGUUUCUCUCCUAAGAGAGUCCUUUCGGCGAUACUGGAUACUGAAACGACUGGACUGUCCCGCGAGUUUCACUGUGCUAAGCUAAAGUGGAACCAUCUAGCGCAAGAACUGUUAAAUCAGGACACAGCUGUCAUCCUCAGCACAGUGACACUAUUACCAAGACCCAGGUGGUAUCUGGACCCAAAGCCAAGAGGUCUACGGGUACCACAGCAGGGAGGGAGGGACGCAGGCUUUCAAGCCUUCCUAGCGAUUCCGAAGAAGCCACUCCCUGAUGGGCAGGAAGGCCAUUUAAAUUCCCUUUGGAAGCGACGAUGGAUGCUCGGUGGAUCGGUGGAUGAGGGAGGGCAGGCGGCCACAACCCGCGGGAUCCUCCGUGGCGCUCGUCGCGCCCGGGUGCACGUCCUGCAGGGAGGCCCCUGCACGCGCCCGCGGCGACAGACAGGGGACUGGGCAGCUUCACGACUAGACCCCGCCCCAGCUCCUGCCCGCGCCUAUCGCGGCCGGCGCGCUGGUCACGCGGGGGAGCGCCGGGGGCCGGCGGCCAGUGCCGGCGGAGCCCGAGUGGCGGCGGCCGGGCGGGGCGGGAGGAGGUUAGAAAUAGCGAGAGCGGGCCGCGCCGCCAGCCCCGAGCACGCUGCACAGCCAGCGGCCGCACUCGCACCCGCACCGAUGCUGCUGACGCUGGCCAGCGGCGCGCUCUUCUUCCCGGGGCUCUUCGCGCUCAGCACCUGGGCGCUGCGCCGCUCGCGGCCGGGAUGGACGGACGACGACUGCCUGACGGUCGGCACCAGGCUGGUGUCCUCGGUGCAGGCUGUGCUGGCCACCGGGGCGGGGCUCAUCAUCAUCUGCUCCUGCAGCGACGUGGUCACAGACAGGCACUGGCUCGCCACAGAGUAUGUCUGGUUUUUGAUACCGUACAUGAUCUAUGACUGCUAUGCCAUGUACCUCUGCGAAUGGUGCCGAACCAGAGACCAGAAACUCAGACGGGCCACCAUUUUCCGGAACUUCCUGAUUGAAAACCGCCUAAUGGUCACGCAUCAUGCGGUCAUCCUGUUUGUCCUUGUGCCUGUCUCACAGAAGCUCCGCGGAGAACUUGGGGACUUCUUUGUCGGCUGCAUCUUCACAGCAGAACUGAGUACUCCGUUUGUGUCACUGGGCAGAGUUCUGAUUCAGAUGAAGCAGCAGCAUACCCUCCUUUACAAGGUCAAUGGAAUCCUCACGCUGACCACCUUCCUCUUCUGCCGGAUCCUUCUUUUCCCCUUCAUGUACUGGUCCUACAGCCAACACAAAGGAAUAAGCAUGCUCCGAGUGCCAUUUAAUAUUCCUCUGCACUGCAAUGUGGCCAAUGCCAUCCUCAUCUCUCCCCAGCUCUACUGGUUCUCACUGCUCUGCAAGAAGGCAGCCCGGCUCUUUGACACUGCCAAAGCCAAAAAGAACGGUUAAUUAAUCUCAGGGGUCAGGAACUCACACUAGCUGCCUCCUCCACUCAGUAUUCCAAGGACCAAACUGUGCCUGGGGUAGCUGCUGCCUUCUGGAUAUUGAUAAGCCUCUGGAUUUGAGGUUUUCUUUGUAAGAAUCCCCAUUACCUCUCCCUUCUAACCUGCUCCUUUUGCAAAAGCACUUUCUCCCCCCGGUGAUAACUUGGAUCCUGUCAAACCUCCACUGCAGCCAAGUAGUUUUCAAGCAAGCCUGAGGAGCCUUCCUUGGGCCUCUGACAAGAGCCCUGGGAGGCGAAGCACUGCCGUCCCCACUCAGGGCAACAUCCAUUAAUACUGGACCAAAAGCAAGGGACCACUCGGUUCUUGAAGCAGCGUCGUUUUGCCAACACUAGGAAAAGCAUUGUGGGUGUGUAGUCUUUUACUGUUUACUAGACAGCCCUGGUCUUCCCGUCUGUCUAUCAGCAAUGAAUUCCCAUCCUACUGCCUUCUAGUCAGAAGGGCUCACUGACAAUGGGCAAGAGGCAGGGCUGAGAACCUGAAGCACUUGAGUAGGUCAGGAGGCCAGCAGAGGCCAGCACCUUUGCAGGCUGACUUGGUAGAAAGACCAGUAGCACAAACCUGUGAGCUUGUUGCAAGCAGUCACCAACACUAUUCUCUUUGUAGCAUCGCCUCUCAGACCCAGUUUUCUCUGCGUCCACAUAGAAAGCUGGUCUAAAACUCCAGGACAAAGUGAAGUGAUGGCUUCUACAGUGGAUGACUGGGCCAUACCACUCUGACACUGCCCUUUUCAUUCAAAAUGGACACGGACAUCUGCAUUCCAACCUCUGAGGUCUGGAGCAGGCUAGCGCUUCCUGAAGAGACUCUUUUCUGUAUUGAGUGUGUGGCCAUCUAGCCACAGACUAGAGAACAUGAGGGCGGCCAAGCUGGCCAGAGCAUGUCCCGUGGACCUACGUGGUCGCCAUGUGCAGUCGGGUGUGGUGGAGCACUGAUCAUCCCUCACAGCAGGCUGAGUUCGAGAGCGCCUGCUGCCACUUUUAGGUGGCAGCAGAAACACUACAAGUGCCUUGUAUUCACUGUUCAUGGACUUCUAAAGGACUGGAUGAUUGUCUCAAAUUUUGAGUUUCAGUCUUUAAUAGGUGCCAUUUUAAAAAAACAAAAAUGCUGUUUUGUGUUUUGUUUACUGUCCAUGUAUCCACAAGUCAUCCAUCCACAUGGUGAUUAAAUUGCACUAAAUCCUG
This is a messenger RNA of Onychomys torridus (southern grasshopper mouse), 3834 nucleotides long. It is a transcript of the gene Tlcd3a, whose product is annotated as TLC domain containing 3A. Bases 1473 to 2600 code for a protein of 375 amino acids. The transcript is spliced from 5 exons. Lineage: Eukaryota; Metazoa; Chordata; Mammalia; Rodentia; Cricetidae. Gene Ontology annotation, cellular component: membrane; endoplasmic reticulum. Gene Ontology annotation, biological process: lipid homeostasis. The record is from RefSeq and is a predicted model, not a curated record.